Lingula anatina is the source of this 1737-nucleotide messenger RNA. RefSeq names its product TNF receptor-associated factor 3-like. The record is from RefSeq and is a predicted model, not a curated record. Gene Ontology annotation, biological process: signal transduction; regulation of canonical NF-kappaB signal transduction; regulation of apoptotic process. Gene Ontology annotation, molecular function: zinc ion binding; tumor necrosis factor receptor binding. Gene Ontology annotation, cellular component: cytoplasmic side of plasma membrane; plasma membrane signaling receptor complex. NCBI's taxonomy places the organism in Eukaryota, Metazoa, Brachiopoda, Lingulata, Lingulida, Lingulidae.
CCCUCCCAGAUUUUGUUUUCUUUUAAUUUAUUGUGAAGAACUAUGCUAAAAACUAAUGAAUUGAGCCCGAAAAGUUGCAUAUUUAAAAUAAUUUAUUUUUUAGAGCGUUUUAUACUUAAGCCUUAAAAUUUUCUCCCAUAUGCUUUUCUAUAUAAAAUGUUCAGGUAACCCCAUAUUCACUGACAAAUAACUCGUAUGGCCGACGUAGUUAUGUAAGAUGGCUAUACAAGAUGUUUACAGCAUAUAUUCAGCUACCAAAAAAUGAAAUAAAAUUUUUUUCAAAACAUAAAAUGGUUAAAUUACAUUAAAAACAAUCAACGCUAAAACUACGCGAAAAAGACCAUCUGCGCAUGCGCAGUAGCGGUGACUGCUAAACUACGAACUCAUUCAGAUGUAAAUAAAUUGAAUUAAGGUUAUUUAUCUCAUGAAAUGGAUAUUUUUUGGAUAAAUGGCACUUGUCUUCUGGAUCAUUUAUUGCUUGGAUUGUUUUUAUGCCGACUGGUGUGUAGUAUUUGUUUCCGCACAUCGAUUUUUUUAUAUACAACAUAACUAAUUUUAUCCAAGAUGGCGGGAGCUCUGAUUGCCGUCGGUUUCGUAUGUGGAAGGAGAAUGCACACAGUUAUUUAUUUACGGCAUGAUAUGCAGUUUUUCAUAAAUUACCCACAAGAAAGGACUGGUAGAACUUUAUGGUCGUAUAAUAUCGGCCUUACUAACUAUGGAUAUCAAGAAAACUACCAGGUUUUCAAGGACAAGAGCGCUCACAGAGAAAUGCAAAGACUUGAAGUUUACUGCUCAAAUAAAAACUAUGGAUGCCCUAAAAAGAUGAAAUGGAAAGAGUUGGAUAAACAUUCAGCAGAUUGUGAAUAUACCCCUGAGUGUUGUGCAUUUUGUGGCAACCUUAUUCCACGUAUACAAACAAACCAUCACCAGACUGAAGAAUGUUCACAGCGACCAGUAGCAUGUCGGUAUUGCCUACAACAGGUGCCCUUUUCAGAGUAUGAGACACACAUAGAUGAAACAUGUCUUGAAGUCCAAGUGGAUUGUCCACACAAAUGUGGUGCAACUGGAAUUAAAAGAGGGGAGCUUGAAGAGCAUUUUAGAAUAUGUCAAGCAAAGCCAGCAGAAUGCCCAUACAGAGUUUAUGGAUGUGAAUUUCAGGGAACACAACCAGAGGUUAAGACACAUGAAGAUGAAGAUAAAGUGAACCACAUACAUUUAUUAGCUGUACAGUUAGGUAGACUAGAACUUGACAAGAUGGAGAUCACACGAAAAACUGAGGAAUGCCAAAAUCAGUUAGAUGCUUUAAAGAACCAGGUCCAAAGUUUCGAAGCAGACAACGAGCAACAUAAACAGACUGCAGAAAACUUUGAAAAGAAAAUGAAAAGCUUACAGGUAGGUCUUGUGGCAUGGUUUAUUUAACCUACUUUCAGGAAUUCCGAUCUGAUGCAUGCUAUCUUUGUUAAAUAUAUUUUCUGCUUAGCAGCUCUGACCUUAAAUGGACCCUCCAUGUGAUAAUGAAAGUUUACAAAUUUUAAAGUUAAACAAGUAUAAACCUGUUUGAAUUGAAACUGAAAAAUAAAUGUAUACUUUCAAAAAUGAUAUAGAAACUUAAGUCUGUGUGUGGUUUAAUGACAAUACUUGUUUUAUCCAAUGCAGACAAAGUAAAUUGUAGUAUGAAUAUUCAAUGAGGAGAAAUGCACGUCAUCAUCAUGAACCAAAAACAUCCCCACCUUCCUU